UCCUGACCGUACCCGAGCAUAUAACUUGAGUAAAGGGUGAGUGUUUUGCGGUGUGGGGCUUAAAGCUGAAAAGGGGCAAGUAAACAAAAUCGAUGUUGCUGUAACAACAUCGAAAACAGGCAUUCUGAGUACAGCGAUAUAAAAUACAUCUCGUCGUAAGAUCAAGCUCUUUUUAUAUGUAAAUCUGGGUAUCGCUCAUUCAAAUCCUCCUACUACGUCACAUUCCAACAGCUCCCAGACGAAAUAUCUCAAGACGCCACCGGCCCAACCGACACCUUCUCCAUCUCCCUCCUCUGCAUCUCCAUCUCAGCAUACAUACUAAUCCUCUCCCUCCUCUUCCUCUCCGCUUCCAACUCCGCAAACCUCCCCCUGGCACCGUGCUUAAUCUUGGUGAUCAUAUCCGCCGCCUUCCCCCUCGUGAUAUCCCCCGGCUCAAGCGGAACCAGCUUCGACCUCAGCUUAUUCAAAAAUCUCAGCUGCCCCUCCGACGCCGGCGCCUUCCUCCACGGCAUCCUCUGUGAGAUAUAAAAGGGCGCAUAAAAUUCCGCCACAAACCUAUCACACCCAUGUACCGCAUCCCUAAAAUCCAUCGUCCUUAAUAUCUCCCUCGGCGCCGCCCACGGUGACUUCCCAUUCGAGAGAGCCCUCAUCACAUACCCCUUCCACAUCGUCUUUUUCUCUCCCUCCUCCUCUCCAUCUUUCCCGCGUGGGGUUUCAGCCACUUCCUUCUCCAACCGCAUCACAUCCCUAUCCGUGCUCAAAACGUACUUGUUCGGAUUCACCUGCACCCACGCAUUCUGACUAAUAGCCCUAAUAUGCUUCUCCCCCGCCGCAUCCGAGAUCAGGUCAAAAACAGAAUCAUACUCGGUAAACGCCACCUUGUAGCUCUCUCCCGUCGGACACGCCUUCUUGGCAGCCUUCGACAUCCUCUUCUCCCUCCCCUCCGCCGUCUCCUUCUUCUCUCCCCCCUCUCUCGCCAAAGCGAGAAGUUCCCCUCCCGUCUUCUCCGCAACCAACUCAUCCGGAUCCAGCCCAAACAGCGUCGGCGUGGUGAUGAUCCCCACGUCCAAACUCGCCACCAUGUCAAUAACAUGACAAUUCUCCUUCCCCUCAUGCAGCCUCAUCCCCCGUCCGAUCAUCUGUAUCAGCAAAUUCCUCGACCUCGUUGGCCUGGCCAACACCACGCAGUCAAUAUUGGGAAUAUCCGUCCCCUCGGUAAAAACACCACAGUUAAGCAAGACAGGAAACUCCUUUUUCUUGAACUUCUCCAGCGUUUCUGCCCGCUCCUUGGCCGGGGUGUCGCCGAAUACAUACCUGGCAUCAAUCCCGUGAUGCCGAAACCGUUCCGUCAAAGCCGCCACAUGGCUCAGAUCAACGCAAAAGACCAGCGUGGACUGUCUCUUUGGUGGUGCGGCUUUUGCAAACCAGGCUCGAACGACAAUGUCGUUUAGCUGGGGGGAGUUGACGGCUCUUGACAACGAGGCGGUUUCGAACUCGCCUGUCCCACCCGCACCCUUGGUUCGGACGCCGGAGAGGUCGGCUCUGGACUCGACGGUGGUGAAGACGACUUCGGAAAGCCACUUGUCCGCAAUCAUGUCGAUGUAAUCCUUGUGGUAGACGAUCUCGUCGAUGGCCGCUCCUAGUUUUAGGCCGUCUGAGCGGGAAAAGGUGGCUGAUACGCCGACCAGAGUGGGGGACUCGGGUUGCUUUUGCCGGAGGUUCAUGUGCUCCAAGAUCUUGAGAUAGCCUGGAGCGACGAUGUGGUGUGCUUCAUCGACGAGGACAAGUUUGUAGUUUGAGGGGUCGAACUUCAGGAGACGGUCUUUGGACAGGAUGGAUUGCAUGCUGGCGACGGUGAUGUCGGCAAAGCCGGUUGCUUGGAGGUUUCCGAGCUCGACUUCGACGGUCUUGUUUGGGUAGGCUGACUGGCAGUGGCGGGCGGCUUGCUCGACUAGUUCUCGCCUGUGGGCGAGGAUGAGGGUGCGGGUUGCUUGGGGGUUUGGGGGUGUGACGCGGUCGAUGAGGUGGGUGAAGAUGACUGUUUUGCCGGCGCCGGUGGCGAGGGAGAUGCCGAGGCGUUUGUGGCCUUGGGUUAUGGAGGUCAGGACUGCUUGGAUGCAUUCUUCUUGGUAGGCGCGGAGUUGGAUGGGGGUUGGUGGUGAUUCUUGUGAGAGACGGGUGGUGGUUGUGGUGAAGGGGCGGGAGGGCCAGAGUUGGAAGGAGGUGGUUGGGUCUUUGGGGGAUUCUUUGAGACGGAGGGCGGUUUUGAUGAGCCGCUUCAUGAUGGUUAUGGUGAGCUAGAGUGAGUGAGUGAGUAAAUCUCGUGGACGGUGGGUGUCUGCAGCAUCACCGAUGAGAUUUGGGUUUCGACCGAGUUUUCCUCACCAAUACAUCAACAAACUCAUGUUUCCAGGCGACCUGAUCGAUUUUAUCUGUAUUAAAUUGAUCGAGGAACUAAAGUCACUGCUCAUCACUCAAAACGAACGGUCUCCUCAAGUUAACAUGGACAUCGAGGACGGGUCAGAUGGCCAAAGUCCCAAUACUGGACCACGCUCCCGCCGGAUAUCUAUGCCAAUCAGAUCUUCGGGGGUAGACCCAGCACUUAUCGAUCCGGAGAUUUUAGGUUCCGACUGCGAGCGGGAGGAGCCCGAGCUCAAUGAGUUUGAUGAUGCGGAAGAGCGCGAGUAUGCCCCGUCAGAUGCCUCCUCCGAGUACACUGCCCGGCCUGGUUCGGAUGACGAAAAUGACAUCGAUUCACCGCCAGACUACGACCUACCCGCGGAGCAACCACCCCAAUCCAAUCCAAAAAAACGUUCUCUCAGCACCACCUCCCCCCGCCCUCUCAAACGCCGCAAACCACCACCCCCCUUCCGCCCCGCCUAUCUCGACCUCCUGAACGAAGACAUCGUCUCCGCCUCCACCAAAUUCCUCCCACCACCCCCCUCCUUCCCCCCCCUAUCCGACUCCCAACACGGCCUCGCAUACUGGACCGAAACCGAAAAGAUCCUCCUCUUCGAAUCCCUCUCCCGCCUCGGCCCCUCCAACCCCCUCGCCAUAUCCCAACGCCUCAAAACAAAAUCCGAACUCGAAGUCUCAGCCUACAUCUCCCUCCUCAAAUCUUCGGCCGGUGGUUCAGACCCAAUCCCCGUAUCCGACAUCCCUUCCGCAGUGGAACUCUCCCCAGCCCUCUGCCUAGCCCUCGAAGACGCCUCCGACGCCGUAGCAACAAAACAACUCACCCACGAACGGACCCUUGAAUCUAACAAAUGGGGCCCAGCACACUGGCUCAUCACGCCCCAAAACAUCGAAGAGAUCGAACGUGAUCCCGACCCCAAAAUGCUCUUCCACCCGCUUUUUCGUCUGCGGACUUGGCUCAAGCUCUCGGAGCGGGUGUUUAUGAACUCGAGGGUGGAAGACUAUAACUACCGCACUUUUCUGCCGGAGAAGGGACAAAAACCGGGGAUUCGUGCUACUGCGCUUGAGGAUUUUUAUUCUUUGGUCGUCUCCCUCACGCGAAGAUUGGUGGCGACGUCUAUUUUCAUGGCAGAGGAGAGGAUAGACCAAAAGAGGAAGAGUGCUUAUCCCGAGAUUAGCAGGCGGGUUUGGAAAGGGGAUGUGAAGGCUGCGCUGCUGGCGGUGAAUAUGCCUAGUCCGGCCAGGAAGGAAAGGGAGAAGUUUUGGGGAGAGGCUGCGAGGAGGCUGAGGUUGAAUGUUGUGGACGAUAGUGCCCAGGACGGGAAGGUGAGGAUGGGGUGGGAUCAGGUGGAGGAGGUGUUGGGGGUUCGGACGACGGGUGGUGGUGGUCCCGGUACCGCUGCUUCAGCGCCAGAGGGAGGAGAUGAUGACGAGGGGUCGGGAUAUGAGGAAGCCGAGCAAUAUGAGAAUGAGAGCGAGUACUCGUUUGUGAUUGAUGGCUUGGCUGAGAAGCUGCCUGUGUUGGAGGAGGUGGAAGAGGCGGUCAGGUUUAGUGCGUUGGAGUACCCUGAUAGCAAGCAGGCGAGGAAGACCUUGAGGGACAGGAUUAGGAAUGAGAAGGAGAGGGAGGGUUACGCAGACAAGCUUGAUAUGAGCGCGUCGCGGGUGGAGGAGAAGAGGUUGUGGGAGUUGCUGGGCCAGAAGCCGCCUGAGGGGAUGGCACCGCUGGAGGAACCGGUGAGGCCGGCGGCCAGUAAAGGAAAAAUAAAGACUGUGGCGGAGCUGAUUGGGGGUUUUGAUAGGGGUUUGAAGACAGAGGGGGAGGUGCCGAGCAAUUGGGAGAUGGAGUAUGUCUUGUUGAAGCAAGCAGAGAGGGAAAAGGAGAAGGCCGGGCGGGAGAGGUUGAGGGAGCUGAACAAGCACGGGGAUGAUGAUGAAUGAUGUUGUGGGUCAUCUUUCCACCACCUUGACUGGCAUCAUCAAUCCAUUUCAGAGUCUCAACCACAGAGCUUGUGAACCUAUGUGUUUGACAGGCUGCAUCAGCCCAUUCAAGAGUCUCCUACAAAACAUGUGCCUUUACCUCUAAAUCACUCCCCACCCCUAAAAACCUCAUCAAUCCUCCUCUUCCUAUCCCAAACAACCUUAUCAUCACUCUUCCUCCUGAAAUACAGAAUCCGAUGCUGCGGGAUAAACUCCUCAUCCGUCUGCUCAGUCUUCCAAUCAUCGAGUUCCUUCUCCUGCGCCCCCAAGAACCGAUCCUCAUACCCCACCACAAAAUCCCCCGACUCCAUCCUCGGAUCCCACCUCAACCGGUUCAUCACAUCAAUCGCGCUCCUCAGCUUCCCCUCUCUCGUCACAAUAACAUACUCCUUCUUCUUUCCCUUCUUCUUCCUCCCCUUCUUCUCAACCUCAUAAUCCUCCUCGCCGUCAUCCCCCCUCUCUUCCAAUUCCUCCUCACCAUCCUCCUCCUCUUCCGUCUCCUCCUCCCCGGCGUUCCCCUCCCCCCAGUCCCUCACAUCCAACACCAACUCCGGAAGCGAGGUCUGGUUAACCAGAGAGGCAGACAUCCACCGAUUCUGCGGAUUAAAAUACUUCUCAUCCCCCCUGAUCUGCCCCUCAAACCUCGGCAGCACACCCCGCAACUGCCCCAGCGCGUUCAGCAGCUCGCUCUUCCCCAAGCCCUCCGACGCCUUGUCCAGUCCAAUGAGAUAACACCCCCUGUACGACCCGCCAUCCUCUGUCAGAUCAGCCGCCUCGACAAACCUCGCUGGCCAGAUCCUCGCGUGGAGGGAGGGACACUUCCUUCCUAUGUCUACCAAUAAAAGCGCACAGCGGGACUCGAACCACCCGAGAAAAGAGGCUCCUUUUGUGGGCGACAAGCCCCAGUAGGAGAUAUCGAGCUUGAUAUAGGUUUUGAACUGUGUUAAAAACGUCGUUGCGGGAGCCGAGAGAAAGGAUGACCAGGAUGGGGAGGAAGAAAGGGCGGAAGCGGCAAGGGAGAAUUCCCUUUGGAGGGUCAGGACGGAGGGGAGGGUGGCGGCGGAGGCUGUGUUAAGGCCGGGAGGGAAGUACCCCAGGAUGGCGAGGGGUUCGCGGUAGGAGCGUGUAUAUUGCGGUACUGAGGUGUGAAAGCUUGGGUCGAAGACUAGAUUGGUGGCAAAGUCAAAGGCGGAGUAAUGGGUGAAGAAAGAGGUGAUCAAAUCCUCGACGGAAGGUUUGAAUUUGGCAAGAAGCUUCUGCACGCGAACGAGGAGGAUGGCGACUUGGAUUCCCGAUAGGUACCCAAAGCGGGCGGAGUAGACACCACGGGAUCUAGCCCAGGUUUUGAUGAAGCGGUGGGCUAGGCGGAAAGAGACAAGAUCAGGGAGGGAACGGCGGAGGUAAUCAAUGUCGCGGAUGGCUUUGAGCUUGUUGAGGGUCUGCGGGGCGAGGGACCAGACGGGAUCUUUGGCUGGGAGCCGGAGGACGUUGGGCCACUGUUGAGCAACGGAGGCGGCCGGGCAGUAUUGGAGGUCCAUUCUGACGCCUUGGACUUUGAGCUCGAGCAUGGUGCCUGUGUUGGCUUUGACUCGGCGGAGAAUGCGGACACCCUGGGUGGCGGCUUUUCGGAGGCAUGAGGAGGCAACGGAGAAGAAGGUGUUGGAGCUGAAGGGGCCGAUGCAGCAGACGUCGAUGUCGGAUGAGGUUGUCCAUACUCCGAGAGCGUAUGAGCCCACGGGAACGACGACUACAGAAGAUUGGAGUCUGGCGGCAGCGGGGGUCUUGGUGGUGGCGUCGAGAAGGAGAGUUUUGAGCAGCUCAAAAGCCUCUCUUCUCUGGGCAGCUUCCUCCUCGCCGGGGGUAACAUUCAGCUCGGAGAGACAAGCCUUGAUACCGCCAGCCCCCGAGAGUGCCUUUGGCGCCUUCUCAAGAUAAGCAGGCACAACAAGCGGGUUUUCUGGCUCCUGUUCCUGUUGCAUUUCCUCUUUCUCGUCAUCUCCAAACCCUCCCAUGCUGAGCACAGCCCGGAUCCCCCAGUGGUCACUGGCGAAGGACUCCUCGACAGCAUCUCCAACAUGGCCCUUUUCCUGACCAAACAUGUUGAACUCCUUCACAUCGAGAAAAUCCUCGCCGCGAACAAGAAUCCGGUCAUAUCGCUGUGGCCAGAUAUUUCCACCACUCAAAGUCGCCGCAACACCAUUGACAGGCGGAUCCCAUGUUGCACCACCAUCCUUGUCCUCAGCAGUAACCUCCCAGGCAUCCACCAAGCCGGCGUCCUUGAAAAUAGUGUCCAAUCCUUUCCACUGCUCAACCGUAACGUCCGAAACAUUCUUCUUCUCCAGCGCCUCCUGAAUGGCCUCUUUCGAAGUAGCAAUAUUCCAAUCCCCAGCCAGCACCCAAGGACACCCCCCAUAAUUCUCCUCCAAAUAGCCAAUCAACCUCUUGAUAUCCCCCUUCUUCGAUGCCACCGCCCCAUCACUAAGUCCAUGACUGAGAUGAACCACCGCCAGCACAACCGGCUUGAACUCAUCCCCCUGCCACUUUCCCACAUAUCGAAACCUAACCACCAAAGCACCCUUGUGCUUCCUCUGGAAAGAAACAGAUUCCCAGUCAAAUGCGACCUUGCUCAAGACAACCAUAUUGAGAAAAUUCGGCAGCGGCCCCAUACCCGGCUGAUCAGGUGGUCCGUGAGAGCAAUACGGAUACCGAUUCGAGACUCUCUCAUCACUGAGCAGAAACGACAGGAACCCAUCCGUGACCUCCUGCAAGACCAGCGCGUCCGCGUCGGCCUUGUCGUCGAGAAUGUUGUUCACAAGGAGGGGAUACCGGUCCUCUUUUUGUGGGUACUCAAACUCAGCGAGAACGUUAUAACUCGCCACCGUCAACGUCUUUCUCCCUUGCCCUUCGUCGCUGUCAUCUCGAUCAUAGUCCCCCUCCUGAGCAACCCCCCAAAUCCGCAUCUCCUCAUCCCAGUACACCGUCCUCCCGCUCAUCAGCUCAUCUCUAUACCCCUUCUCUUCCCUCGUCUCUCCCAAAAACCUCUGAUCAAACCCCCUCGUCUCUUCCAAAACCGUCACUUUCCCAUCAUGCACCCCCACCGUCCCCCAAAGUCUCAUCUUCCCAUUUUCCCUCCUCAAAAUCACCAGUUCUUCCACUCUGAAAUAAAACCCCGACAUCAGACCCAACUUUCCCAUCAAAUUCUCCCACUCCUUCCCCCCUACCUCGCCCGCAGCCUGGCCCAUGGUCAAAUGCAUCUUAAAGGGUCGAUCAUCCUUCCCCUCUACCCCCCGUUUCUUAAAUCCACUGACAAGAUCAUGAACAAGGUCUCUGAGCUGUUCACGCUGGUCUUGGUAGGGGGAAGUGAGGAAACAGACACUUUCGUUGCGGCGGGGAAAGUGUCCUGGCUGAGUGAGUGCAAU
Molecule: messenger RNA, 7814 nt
Organism: Podospora bellae-mahoneyi
Lineage: Eukaryota; Fungi; Ascomycota; Sordariomycetes; Sordariales; Podosporaceae
Exons: 3
Coding region: 2353-4356 (667 amino acids)
Biological process (GO): transcription initiation at RNA polymerase I promoter; nucleolar large rRNA transcription by RNA polymerase I
Cellular component (GO): RNA polymerase I upstream activating factor complex
Molecular function (GO): rDNA binding; RNA polymerase I general transcription initiation factor activity
Source: RefSeq, a predicted model, not a curated record